This is a messenger RNA of Cuscuta epithymum, 799 nucleotides long. Lineage: Eukaryota; Viridiplantae; Streptophyta; Magnoliopsida; Solanales; Convolvulaceae. The record is from the annotation of a GenBank genome assembly.
GCAAGUUCUUGGAUGCUGGCUUCCACCUAGCAAAUCCUGACAAUGAAACAAUCACCCCAGUAGCUAAAGUCCCUGCUAUCAUUCCUCAAGGAAGGCCUAUUUGGAUCAAAGGCACAAUCACUUUGGUUUUAGAAAACUAUAGCCUCUGGUAUGUUGCUUGUAGCCAUUGUGCCAAAAUAAAAUACGCUGGUUGUGAUGCAAUAUUUCACUGCAUGAGUUGCGGUCAAGAAAAUGCUUAUGGCGUUCCAAGGGCCAAAUUACAUGUCACAAUCGAAGAUGAGACAGGAUCUGUCAGUGGAAUAAUGUUUGGCUUGUGCGCUGAAAAGUUAUUGCUUAUGACAAGCAAGCAAGUCAUGGAAAUAGAAUCACAGGGGAAAAAAGCUUCAUUCCCAUACAUAAACAAGCGUCUUGCUAAGGAAGAGUACAUAGUCCAGUUGAGGUCUUCACCAGACAAUUGGAGUUCAAAAAACAACUAUCCUCGUACUUCAAAGACAUCUUAUAUCAUAACAUCUUUGCACGAGUCUUCGUUGCACACAAUAAAGAUGAAUGAAGCAAAUGUUGCCGAUCACACUGCACCCAGUGAAAGCACAAGCACUUCAAGUCCUCCAAUGAAACGCAUCAAAACAGUGUGACGGAAAAUACACAACCAUCCAAACCAUUCCAUGACUCACCAAAUUGUGUUAUUACAUUCAAAUACUUUCAUUUUUGCAGUACUAUGUUCCAUUUUGAUUUUUGAAUGUUAUCUCUCCUGCAACCAUAAACAUAUUUUCCCAUGAUACACUACUAAGCUUGUUUCCAU